Messenger RNA from Zingiber officinale, 2202 nucleotides. Its product is annotated as vacuolar cation/proton exchanger 3-like. Bases 571 to 1860 code for a protein of 429 amino acids. The record is from RefSeq and is a predicted model, not a curated record. Lineage: Eukaryota; Viridiplantae; Streptophyta; Magnoliopsida; Zingiberales; Zingiberaceae. Gene Ontology annotation, molecular function: calcium:proton antiporter activity. Gene Ontology annotation, cellular component: plant-type vacuole membrane. The transcript has 13 exons. Gene Ontology annotation, biological process: calcium ion transmembrane transport; intracellular calcium ion homeostasis.
AUCUGACACGGACCGACUUGCGGCCGAGACGACCAUAGCCAUAGGGUUCACUGCGAAGCUUCCUAGAAGCUUUAACUUGGUGAGGCAUCGAUCUCCGCCGUCUUCAUGGAGUUGAAUCGAAUCCCUAAAAGGAAGGCGACGUUCCAAAAAAUCUUCGGAUUUGUAGAUACGAAAGGGCAAAAUUCUAGAUGAGCAGCAAAGGAGGAGGAGAUCAAGCUUCGUCUUAGUUUUAUCGAUUUGCCUCUCGCUUCGAUUGCUGUACCUUAUCUUCAAUCCCUUUCGUUCUCGACGCAAGGAGUGAAAAAAUGCGUUACGACCUUUGAAUUUUGCAAGUAUUAUUUGGAUGGCCGAAACCUGGUGCAAGAUAUCGGACUACGUUGACACUAAGAAUGUAGAUCUCAACUCAAUAUCUUGGGCCUCAGUUAGAGAUUGUUUGCGGAUGAGGUCAAUUUUUUACACCUUAGUAAUUAAGGCAUUCCGAGGUCUUGCCGGUUGCAGAUUCCGAGCUUAAGCAGUAGCCUCAGAGAAUUCAAGCCUUAACUGUGAGGAUGAGGUUUUCUGUUUACAAAGAUGAGACCUGCGGAUGAAAGGGAAGGUUUUGCAAUGGAGAUGGAGACAAUUGCUAGUCCAUCAUCACCGUCCACAAAGAUUGUCUCAUCUGAGUUACUUCAUAGUAGGUCUCUUUCGAAUGUUGCCUAUUCGAGGAUCCCCUGGGGAAUACUCAAAGGAUUUUCAAAGAGCAUUAAAGUUGUCAUUUUCAGUGCAAAAAUUAAUAUUCUACUACCAUUUGGACCUCUGUCAAUCAUUCUCCACUUUCUUACUAAAAAUCAUGGGUUAGUUUUCUUCUUCAAUUUGGUAGGUAUUAUUCCUUUAGCUGAACGUUUAGGAUAUGCAACAGAGCAACUUGCUACUUACACUGGUCAUACAGUUGGUGGAUUGCUGAACGCAACCUUUGGUAAUGCAACUGAAAUGAUAAUAGCAAUAUAUGCAUUAAAAAGUGGAAUGAUCCGUGUUGUACAACAAUCACUCUUGGGCUCUAUUUUAUCAAAUAUGCUACUAGUUCUUGGUUGUGCUUUUUUUGCCGGUGGGGUUGUUCACAACAAAAAAGAUCAAUUCUUCAAUAAGGCUGCUGCUGUUGUGAAUUCGGGGUUGCUGUUGAUGGCUGUUAUGGGUUUAACAUUUCCUGCUGUCCUCCACUUUACAAGAUCAGAGGUGCACUAUGGAAAGUCAGAGGUUGCCCUUUCAAGGUUUAGCAGUGGCGUUAUGCUUGUGGCAUAUGCUAGUUACCUUUUUUUCCAACUCAGGAGUCAUCAAAACAGUUACCAUCCAAUUUCAGAUGGAGAGGGGCAUAUUGAGGACUCUGAUGAAGAUGAGCCUCCAGAGUUGAGCCAAUGGGAAUCAAUAUCAUGGCUUGCAGUUUUAACACUUUGGAUUUCCAUUCUUUCUGAGUACCUUGUUGAUGUCAUAGAGGGAGCUUCAGAUGCAUUGAACCUUCCACUGGCCUUUAUCAGUGUCAUUUUACUUCCUAUUGUUGGAAAUGCUGCUGAACACGCUAGUGCAAUUAUGUUUGCCAUGAAGGAUAAGCUUGAUAUUUCUCUGGGAGUUGCCAUUGGAUCAUCAACUCAAAUAUCCAUGUUUGUGAUUCCUUUCACUGUGGUUGUUGGUUGGGUUAUGGGGACACAGAUGGACCUAAAUUUUCAGUUAUUUGAGACUGCAACUCUUUUUAUAACAGUGUUGGUUGUGGCAUUUAUGCUACAGGAGGGCACGGCAAACUAUUUCAAAGGUUUAAUGUUGAUACUCUGCUACUUCAUUGUCGCUGCUAGCUUCUAUUUCCACACUGAUCCAACAGAAAGUGACUAAUCGGAAGAGAAGCUAAUCUAAUUACACAGUUAACCAACUAAUUGCAUCACACUGGAGGCCAAGUCAUUUGCUGCUGAACCGAGAGUAUGAUAGAGGUAAAUUCUAUUGCUCACUCAAUCUUUAUCAGUUCAUGUUUGGGUUACCAUUUAUCAAAAGAUAUAUAUUCUCCCAUAAACUCAUUUGAAGAAAUCAGUCAGCAGAUUAUGUCUCUUCUCCCUCAUAUUUUCUUCUUUGCCUGAUGCCAUGUAAGUACCAUUUGUAUGGGAUUUAUGUUUGAUUCUGUUCAUGUGGAAAGACCUUACUGUGACUAAAAUUAAGGGAUUUUUAAUCCUUCUCUCUCUA